GACCAAAAGUGGCGUAUUUGUAGGAAAUUAUUAUUUUGCCCAAUUCGUUAUCCGAAAGUCCGCGAACUCUGUCCUUUUACUUUUCACGGCAGAGGGAAACAUUGUCCGGCGCUUACCAAAACGAUCGUUCUAACAUGGAGAGCAAAGAAGGAACCGGGGAAACAGAUGCCGACUCUGGACUCAUCUCUGAUUGGGCCGAGUUAACCCACGAGUGCCUCCUCAACAUCCUUUCCCGACUCACUUUCGAACACCGAUGGACCGGUCCUAUGUUUGUCUGCAAACCUUGGCUCAACGCCUGCAAGGAUCCCUCUCUCAACUCCGUCUUCGAUCUCGAAACUCGCUUCGAUUCCUUCUUCGAGUCAACUCGCUGGUGGACCCCCGAGUUCGAAAGAAGAAUUGACGCCAUGCUCCGAUCGGUUAUCUCCUGGAGCAACGGCUCUCUAACCGAGAUCUUUACCCGUCACUGCUCCGAUCUCUCUCUCAAUCUCGUCGCUCAGAGGUGUCCAAAUCUCCAAGUUCUUUCCAUAAAGAGCUGUCCUCACGCAACCGACGCGUCGAUGGCUCAAAUAGCGUAUCAUUGUCGGAACCUUAAGCAGCUCGAUAUCAGUUACUGCUACGAAAUCUCGCACGAAUCUCUAGCGUUAAUUGGUCGGAAUUGUCCCAAUUUGAAGAUCCUAAAACGGAACCUGAUGAAUUGGCUAGACCCAUCGCAACAUGAGGGAGUUGUUCCACCCGAUUAUCUAAAUGCGUGUCCACAAGAUGGAGAUACGGAGGCAGCUGUUAUUGGGAAAUUUAUGCCUCAAUUGGUACAUCUUGAAAUUAGAUUCUCGAAAUUAUCGGCUAAAGGGCUUUCUUCCAUUUGUGAAGGGUGUUUGAAACUCGAGUAUCUUGAUCUGUCUGGAUGUGCUAACUUGACCAGUCGGGACAUCCUGAAUGCGACGUCGAAUUUGAAGGAAGUGAAGGAAGUGAAGAAGCCCAACUUUUACAUACCCAGGUCAGUUUUUCACACUGAGAGAUAUGGGCACUGGAGGUUGUAUGAUGAGAGGUUUCAAACUGAUGUUUUUCGUAUCUAGAAGCAAAAGGGAACAUAUAUCUUUUUCUUGGCUUUACCAUUUGUGUGUUAAGAUGCUAUGAAAUAUCUAUUCAUGUCUGCUUGUAUGAUGGAUUGGUUUUCCGUUUGCUCAGUUUGUAUUAAUGCAGCACUUAUAUUCCCUA
Molecule: messenger RNA, 1215 nt
Organism: Hibiscus syriacus
Lineage: Eukaryota; Viridiplantae; Streptophyta; Magnoliopsida; Malvales; Malvaceae
Product: F-box protein SKIP1-like
Exons: 2
Coding region: 135-1073 (312 amino acids)
Molecular function (GO): protein binding
Source: RefSeq, a predicted model, not a curated record